AUGAGCGACCGCCCUGGUGCCACCGCGAAUUCGCCGCCUAUCGAUAUCGUCUCCCCCAUCGGACCUCAAGAUCAUCAUGACUUCAAUCUCCGAGCCGUCGCUUCUCCCGUCAGCAAUCCACCAACCAGCCCGACGGACAACGCCUCCCCGACAGAUCUCCCUAGCGAGUCCGACCUCGUCCCAAGCUCGAUCUCCCCAUCCCAUGAUCCACGCCUAAGACGAAGCGAACUUGAACCCAAGUACUUCGUCGCUGCCAACGCCUCCGACGUGCCGCGCUCGGGGUCGCACUCGCCAACUUCGGAGACUCCAGACACCCCUCUAUCGCACCCGCAACCCCUAUCGGCGACAUCCGAGGCCGACCCCAGGAAGUACAUCUUCCAAGACGAGAAGACAGCGGAGGAUUCGCCCAAGUAUCUGGUCGCGGACGACACCGCCCCAGAGGCGCAGCAGAAAUACAUCGUCGUCGGUCACCACAAGGUGAUCGGACGGCCGCCGGGAUAUCUUUCCGGAGCGCAUUAUGCGCCGGAGCAUGUGGCAGACGACAUUCCAGCUGCGGCGGGAUCCAGUGCGCCGAUUGCGCCGAGAUCGGGCGGCAACGAUGCGGAGAACGGCGAGGGAAAGCCCAAGGCCAAACGACCGAUUUUGGGAAUGAAGCGGAACGUGUUCUGGCUGGUCCUCAUCGUGGUGGCCUUAGUCGUGGUGGGAGCCGCGAUUGGCGGAGGCGUGGGCGGCAGCAUCGCCGCGAAGAGCCCCAAACCCGCGCCCUCCAGUGCCGCCGCCAAUUCCACCGAGUCUUCCUCCGCUUCGUCGUCCGCUUCGUUGUCCGCGUCGCCCUCGUCCACCUCUUCCUCGUCAUCCGCCGCCCCAACGCUCGCGGUGCAAUCUCCUCAGUGGCCCGCGGCCAACUUCUCCCUCGCGCUAUACGAUGAGGCCAAUUACUCCGGAAUCAACGCGAACGUGCCUGGCGCGGGGAUUUUCGUGCUCCCGUUCAUGGGAGAGUCGUACAUCUUCACGCCGCGGACAUCGGGCUGCUGCGUGCGGUUCUGCCUUAACGACAAGGACGUCGGGUGGCGGUGCCAGGAGACGUGGAAGGAUCGGGCGUCCUCGUUGAUUGAUAAGGUCGUGGUGGGCUGUGAGCGGGACGCGAAUACGGGGGCGGGGGUGCCGCCCCCGGAGCAAGCGUGUGAGUUUAAUAGUGGGAAAGGCGUAUCUGCUGGCAUGUUGGAUUUCAUCAUGGGGCGGCGCGUACGCACCAUAGAGCGGCCGGUUGUCGGUCUUCACGGAGAAGAAUUGCACCUGGGCGUCUAG
This is a messenger RNA of Eremomyces bilateralis CBS 781.70, 1308 nucleotides long. RefSeq lists its product as uncharacterized. NCBI's taxonomy places the organism in Eukaryota, Fungi, Ascomycota, Dothideomycetes, Eremomycetales, Eremomycetaceae. Bases 1 to 1308 code for a protein of 435 amino acids. The record is from RefSeq and is a predicted model, not a curated record. The transcript has 2 exons.